GUUGAAUCACAAAGUGUUAUAACAGCAUCUAAAAAUGAGAGGCAACAUUGAGAUCAUUGCGUUGCUAAUGCCGCUGAUUAUGACGUUGACUCGCGGCCAUACGUCUCGCAGUGUAAUCCAUCGUGAAGAUCCCUGCAUCAGCUUAUGCGAGAAGACACCCGCUACUUUUGCCAAUAAUAUGUAUGUGAAGUCUUGUUGUCAACGAGGUUGCAGAUUCUUUAACCUGGUUGAUUUGCGCUAUGGACUGGAGCCCAAUAGUUUGAACGGCACAAGAAACGCUUGCGAGGCUUCAUGUACAGAAGCUUACAUAGAAUUACAAGAUCGCUAUGCUUGCGGAACUGGUUGUGAUUUUAUGGCCAAGCAACGAGUAUCAGACUUGUUAGCUCUAUUUUCCAUUGCCAUAUGCAUGGAGGAUGGCAUAGAUUCUAAUGUCCUGCUAAUGUCGCCUGAUGUUCCGGAGAACGAUAUAUUGACCGAUCCUGGGUUGCGGAAGGAACUGCUGCCUAGGUGGUGGGAUUCCAAUGGUUUCAAAUUGCCACAGACGUACGUUAAGACAGUACCAAUGGAUGCUGGGACCGUCGACUAUGCUUUAUCUUCCGACUAUUCCGGGGAAACCGAACAAGCUGCGCCAAUGCCUCCAUCCAACUGGUUUCAUUGCGCCUCGAAGCAUAUACGUUACUGGCACCUUGCUCCUACUAUAGUGGGACUUGUCAUUAUUAUGCUGUUUAUGUUCUGGGCGGUCAUGUUGCUAAGAAGCAUGCUUUGCCAGAAAAGCACCUUGGCGAAUCAGUCUACCCCAUCGACGGUUACAUUGUACAUACCGCUGUACAGGGAGUCAAUGUAUAAGGAGCCGCCGCCUAAAUACGUUCCAUUAUCGUCCGAUGAUGAAUGAAUCCAACGAGACGUGAUUGUGUAAUGUCUCGGAAGCCCCAGCAUAACACAACAAUGCAAUGAUAUAUAUAGAUAUAAAAAUAAUACAUUACUGUGAAUGUAUUAUUUAAGUUUAUAUAGUAAUCACACAUCCCGAAAGAUUUUGCAUUUUGCAGUAAUGUCUCACAGGGAAAUUAUACCACCUUUUCUUUUUUCUAUUUAUAAAGUAGUUGACGCUAACUUAUUUAACAUAUAUGAUCAUCGAUACAUAAGUAUAAUAUUAUGUUAUUAAUAUUAUGUAUUAAUGUAAGAUACGUUAUAUGUUAACAUAUGUGGUAUAUUAAUGUACAAUAUGAAGUGAUAAAGAUAAAAGGACAAGACAAUGCUUAUUCAACAAUAUAAAGUUUCCAAACUGAAAUGUUUUUAAUAUCGAGCUUUUAGAGAAAUUUACGUUGAUAAUUGUAUUUCAGACUGAUCUAUUAUAAUUUUCUAAGUAUGUAUGUGUGUGUGCGUAUACCAAAAAAGAGAUAUUGACUUUUAAUAUCGAAACGCGAAUACAAAACUUUUUCGCCUCUUUUACGAUGUCCACGAGAGCACAAUUGGACAAAAUUUCUACACGUGUAUUUAAACAUACGACCGAUGCAAUUGCCAUACAACGAAAGUUCAAACUCAUAACAGAAGUAAAUGCAAAACUUUUUCGACGACAAUAUAAAUGCAUAAUCAAAGUGUCGUUUGGUUUUAUUGCACUUAUUGUUUCUCGACUAGUUAUCCGAGGGUCGAAAAGACGAUAGUACAAUACACAAAGUCGCAGAGAUAGUUGAAGGAUUUAUACAUGUCGUGAUAUAUUAGUCAAAUUUCAAAUCUGUCUAUGUGAAAGUGUUAUAUAAAAAAAAUAUUUUGUAUUAUAUAAAUAUAUUCGUACGCGCGCGGCGCGUACACACAUAUUUGUCUUUGUCUCACGAAGAAUCUUUUGCGAAAUUCUUGCGAGAGAUUUCUGAAUUUUGUGUUUGAUUUCUACCCGAUUAGCAAAUAAUUAGUAGAUAGGUGAUUGCGUUCGCGGUUUUUUCGACCCCGAUAUGUUACUUUGCUACUUGAAAUUCAUGUAGCUUUGUCAGUAAACUGUAUCUCGUAUUCAGGUACGUUAUAUGCGAGAAUCACGGUAGCUGCCCUUUUCUUUCGCGCGGCGAUUACGAUAUAUAAACAGAAUAUAUAUAAUUAUAUUCGACAUAUAUUUUAUAUAUACACGCAUUUCGAAUCUUUUCGGAAUUUUUAUAAAACAUCAUAUCGUAUCUUAGAACUUGUUUGUAUAGCGUAUAAAACGAUAUAUUAUUAAGUAUACAUAUAUAUACACACACACACAUGUAUGUGUGUGUGUGUGUGUGUGUCGAUAAAGUGUGUGUAUACACACACACACACACACAUAUAUAUAUAUAUAUAUGUGUGUGUGUGUUGAUCAAAUGUAACAAGAAGUAAUGAGAAUCUGAAUCACAGGUGCUAAUGUCAUGUAUCGGCAAAACGAUCCGAAAUUCAAUUUCGUAGGCGUAUACGAAAGACAAAUUUCAGACUGAUUUCGGAUUUUAUUGUUGAUAUAGGCUAUCUAACACUCAUUGUUCUAGCUCUCGUUGGUCUCUUUGACACUCGAUUUAUCACGCAUUUAAGAACCUCUAUCAUCUUUAUAAUUUAUAUAUGCAUGUAUAGAGUAUGUGCGUACCGACAAAGCACUUUUACAUUUUUAGCUACAAGCGAUACGCGAUUGAAGUAUCUCUGUUCAAAGAGAUGCAUAUAUUGUUAUACGUGUGUAAUAUUACAGCCCAAUAUAUUUCAACGCGAAAGUGUUAGUAAUUCAUUGCAAUAUUUAUUAUAAAACAUUACGUUAUUCCUUCUAUCGCGCAGCUUCAUUUACACGGUUUGUUUACGAAUAUUUUUUACAUUGUUUACUUUCAUGCAGAAAAAGAACAGUGAUAAUUAGGAUAAUUAAGUUAUAUUUAUUGUUAUAUUUAUUAUAAGUUAUAAUUAUUGUUAUAUUUAUAUCUCUCUUUCCUGUAGAGUUACUGACAUCUGUAAGAAUAUGUUGAGAUUUCUUUAUGCAGCAGCUUAGCUUCGUAGUAUCGCGAUCGCGCAGUCUUGAAAGUUUCUCGAAUUAAAUCUUGUGGAAAUUUACAUGUGAUCUAGAGAAUAUAAUGUGUGUAUCGUACAAAAAUAAAUAUUCAAGUUCCUGUUCUCGCAA
Molecule: messenger RNA, 3097 nt
Organism: Odontomachus brunneus
Lineage: Eukaryota; Metazoa; Arthropoda; Insecta; Hymenoptera; Formicidae
Exons: 5
Coding region: 35-892 (285 amino acids)
Source: RefSeq, a predicted model, not a curated record